Molecule: messenger RNA, 2824 nt
Organism: Protopterus annectens (West African lungfish)
Lineage: Eukaryota; Metazoa; Chordata; Ceratodontiformes; Protopteridae
Gene: TMEM143
Product: transmembrane protein 143
Exons: 9
Coding region: 264-1523 (419 amino acids)
Cellular component (GO): mitochondrion
Source: RefSeq, a predicted model, not a curated record
ACAGUUUCUUCGUCUGGCUCAAAUUAUAGAUAUAUAUUUGGUGAUUAUUUGCAAGUCGUAUUGGUUAAUGCAGUCGUGGUAUGUGUUUGUAUACCAGGAAGAAGGUGCUGAAACUUGUUGCCUUUUUAAGAGAUAAAUGCUUGAAACUUUGGAACAGAGUCUAGAAUCGUUGCAGCACAUGGGAGAGUGCAAGUUUUUUCUUGAUCAUUAUUCAACACCACUUGCCGUGCAUCUGCCUGUUGUUUUUCUGUUUUAGCACAAACAUGCUUCCAGCAGGAUGCUUUCUUCGUGUAGGAUUCUUCUGGAAAUUCCACCAUCGACUUAUUUCUUUAGCUGCCAGAAUAAGUGAGUAUCGGAAGACAAGAAAACUGACAGAGCCACCAGACUGGGCUGACAAAUACCAUGAGAGAUUCAUACCAUAUUCAAAAGGUGUGCUGGUGAAAAUGCUUCUAAAGGAUUUCUAUGCAUCCACUAAGGAGAAAGAAGCCUUUGAAUACUUUAUUAAGAAUGUGGAUUCUUCCCUGUCUCUGGAAUAUCAUAGCAUCCUUGAAAAUCUUAAGACUGCUUAUGAGCCUAUAAACCCAGACCGAGAUACAUUACCAGAAAAUACACUUUCCAGCUCAGAACGGCUGUCCCAGGAGAGCCUAGUUCUUCAUAAAUUAUGUGGAGUCAUAGAACAAGCGAAUUUCAAUGAACUGCCAGAAGAUUUAAUUGCUUACGCCCUGAGUAAACACCAUUCCAUAGAUGGAACACAGGUAUAUGUAAAUAUUGAUCGCUAUGAAUAUAUGAAAUUCUGGGCUCUAGGACAGAGGCUUGGAUUAGUCCCAGUUAAACAGAAACUCCUGUCAAAAUUAAAAUUCUUUGGCUCAUCUACUACAGCAACAAGGGAGAGGAGAUAUUUUAAACGAGUUAUGGUGGCUGCACGACUGAAAAAUGGUCAUAUGAUCCUGAAAUCCUUUAAGGAUAUACCUCUCGAGUCAAUUGAACAGCUGCUGCCUGAAGUCAGGAUUCGCAUGUCCUUCUUUGACAAAACUCUGCUAAAUGCCACACUGCUCAUUGGAGGGUCUAUCAUCUUUGUCAACGUAGGCAUGGUGAUGUUAGCAGACUUAAAAAUUGGCACGUCCUUUCUUCUCUUUGUUUUUGCAGCUUUCAUGGCUUUUCGAACAUGGAAGGUGUUUGUUCAGAGACGCAAUAUCCACUCCCUGGAAUUGUCGCACACAUUGUAUUUUCGCAGCACAUCUAAUAACAUGGAUCUUCUUGUAGCACUAACCCAACGAGCUCAGGAAGAACAUACCAAAGAGAUGAUUCUUGCAUAUACAUUUCAGAAGAAGCUUCUCCCUCAGAGCAACCUUUCAGGUUCCAUUGGAGGUGAAACAAUGAAUGAGUUAAACAAGGAGAUUCAGCUGUGGCUGUAUUCUAAAUGUGGGCUCGAAAUCCAUUUCAACAUCUGCCGAGCAGUUGAGAACCUGCAGAGGUUAAAUGAAAGAGAGCAGACUGAUGAUCUUCAUUCCUUUGUUAAGUAGAGCUGAACACUUUAAAAGAGAGAAUGCACAAUCUCACAGCAUGGAUAAAACAGCUCUUCAUUACACUUUUUGCAAACGGUAUUUCAGUUUUUCAUAUAUUUUUAAUCUAUGCCAACUUAACACCUUUUUGAACAGUUCAUUACAAGAUCUUCAUUCAGCUCUUGGGGAAAUAUUUAUGACACAUAGGAGUUUUUAAAACAGUGGGCAAAUAUAAACUACUGUUUGAUUUAUAAAGUUGGCAACAUUUUUUUUUUCAAAAUUGUUAUAGCAUUGAGAUGAAAAGAAGAAACUGUCCUCCUUUUCAUAGCAGAUGCAGUGGAAACCAACUUUUUGAGAAAGGUUGUAAGAGGACAAGACUAUUAUAGGGAUAUUUCUGUAACAGCGUCCAAGAAGCAUUUUCCUAGUGGAUUGUGUUUAAUGGCCAUGACUACAGUUCAAGUUGUCUCAAAGCAAGAGAGAAGUGGAAAAAAUAAUGGUUGCAAAUCUUUGAAGAAUCAACAUAUUUGCCACUUUGGGAUGGGGGAGUUACAGCUGUUAUUAUCAGGUUACUGUGAAUGCAUGAAAAUGUGACAAUCAGCCAGCAUGGUGCCUUUUGUACUAUUGUGAUUGUGGAAGUUGUUGCAUGGUGAUGUAUGCUUGUGUAUGCCUUGUAUAUUUAGUGCUAAAGAGUCCUUCCUGUCUGUUUUUCUGCAUGUCUUAAUGAACCAAAAGUACAAUUGCCGAUGUACACUUUCCUUAAUAAUCUGAAACACUGGAAUCUCUUAAUUGUAUUCUACCACAGACCUUUGUUUUAAGAUUUAACAGUAAAGCAGCGGUUUUGGAAUUCAUGGUAAUAUGUUGAAUUCAAAAUUAGUGCCUGUUUAUUAUUAUUUUUAUUAUUAAUGAAUCGUCUCAGAUUUUCUGACAUAUCAACAUUUUAGAAUGCAUUCUUUUCUAAAACAAUUUAUAUAGAGAGUCUAUUUGCUCUUAAGCAUUCAUGUACACAGAAUACGAGAUUUUAUUUGAAAAUAGACUAUAAGGAUUUUUCAUACUUGCAUCUUUCCCUCAUCUUGUUACAUUCUUUCUUUCUGUUAAAAGCAACCAGUUUUCUUCUUUAAAUAUAAUUUAAACCAUACUUAGAAUUUUUAAAAUGUACUUUCUGAAACACGUCACAGUUAAUUAAUUUUUAGACAGUCCACCACACAUAAGCUGUAUUCUUUUCGACAGAAGAUGCUAGUGUAAUUGAUCUUCACAGUCCUUAGCUUUUAAAGUUCAUUACAUUUAUGAGUUGCAUUAAGGGCCAGGAGGUGAACUUCUUAUGG